AGGCCGGGACGGGGACCGGGACGCAGCGCCGCGCCCCGUGGGUGAAUCCCCGCCGCGCCUGGGGGACCUCCCUCCCGGGGCAGCCCGAAGAUCGCCAGCCCGGGCCGCCACCAUGCGCGCCCCGCCCCUGCCGCCAGGCCCCUCGCUCCUAGCCUGCGCCACCGCCGAGCCCGGGGGGCAGCGGGAGGUGGGGAGAAUGCCGCCUGGGGUGGGUAAGUUCGGGGCUCCGCUGCCGCUGGAAUCUCCCGUUGUCGCGCUGGCCCGAGUGGUGGCCCCCGGACCUCCGAGUGCCUCCUUCCUCCCGAGGUGUCGGGAGGCUUUGUGUGCCAGGUCCGAUCCGUACUGGGUGCAAUGAAAGCUCCACGCAGGCCUUACCAUGGAAGGCUGUGACUCGCCCGUCGUCUCGGGGAAGGACAAUGGGUGCGGGAUCCCUCAGCACCGGCAAUGGACUGAACUCAACAGCACCCACCUCCCUGACAAACCCAGUAGCAUGGAGCAGCCCGCAGGCGAGAGCCACGGGCCCCUGGACAGCCUGAGGGCCCCCUUCAAUGAGCGCCUGGCGGACAGCAGCGCCUCGGCGGGGCCGCCAGCCGAGCCAGCCAGCAAGGAGGUGAGCUGCAACGAGUGCUCGGCCUCCUUCGCCAGCCUCCAGACCUACAUGGAGCACCACUGCCCUGGCACGCGCCCCCCGCCCCCGCUGCGAGAGGAGAGCGCCAGCGACACCAGCGAGGAGGGCGAGGAGGAGAGUGACGUGGAGAACCUGGCUGGGGAGAUCGUCUACCAGCCAGACGGCUCCGCGUACAUUGUCGAGAGCCUGAGCCAGUUGGCCCAGAGCGGGGCCGCGUGUGGCAGCAGCAGUGGCAGCGGGCCUGUCCCCUCGCUCUUCCUGAACUCUCUCCCUGGGGCGGGGGGCAAACAAGGGGACCCUUCUUGUGCUGCGCCCGUGUACCCGCAGAUCAUCAACACUUUCCACAUAGCCUCAUCCUUCGGGAAGUGGUUUGAGGGCUCAGACCAGGCCUUCCCGAAUACCUCAGCCCUGGCGGGGCUCAGCCCCGUCCUGCACAGCUUCCGCGUUUUUGACGUGCGACACAAAAGCAACAAGGAUUACCUGAACAGCGACGGUUCUGCCAAAAGCUCCUGCGUAUCCAAAGAUGUUCCCAACAAUGUGGACCUGUCCAAGUUCGAUGGCUUUGUGCUCUACGGCAAGAGGAAACCCAUUCUGAUGUGCUUCUUGUGCAAACUCUCCUUUGGGUAUGUCCGCUCAUUUGUGACCCACGCGGUGCACGACCAUCGAAUGACCCUGAGUGAAGAGGAGCGGAAAAUUCUUAGCAAUAAGAACAUCUCCGCUAUCAUCCAAGGGAUUGGCAAAGACAAGGAACCCCUUGUAAGUUUCCUGGAACCAAAAAACAAAAACUUUCAACACCCUUUAGUUUCUACAGCUAACCUCAUAGGCCCCGGACACAGUUUUUACGGUAAAUUUAGUGGCAUUCGCAUGGAAGGGGAGGAGGCCCUUCCAGCCGUCGCUGCUGCUGGCCCUGAGCAGCCCCAGGCUGGCCUCUUGACCCCCAGCACCCUCUUGAACCUUGGCGGGCUCACCAGCUCGGUCCUGAAGACCCCCAUUACCUCAGUCCCCCUGGGGCCUCUGGCUUCUAGUCCUACCAAAUCCUCAGAGGGCAAGGACCCUGGGGCAGCUGAAGGAGAUAAGCAAGAAGUGGGGGAUCAGGACUGCUUCUCCGAGAAGGCAGAGCCAGCCGAGGAGGAGGAGGCAGAAGAGGAGGAAGAGGAGGAGGAAGAGGCGGAGGAGGAGGAGGAAGAGGAGGAGGAAGAGGAGGAAGAGGAAGAGGAGGGCUGCAAAGGACUCUUUCCAAGUGAGUUGGAGGAGGAACUGGAAGACAGGCCCCCCGAGGAGUCUGGGGCCACGGCCGGUGGUAGCAGCAAAAAGGACCUAGCUCUCUCAAACCAAAGCAUUUCUAACUCCCCCUUAAUGCCUAAUGUGCUCCAGACCCUGUCCCGGGGCACAGCUUCUACUACUUCUAAUUCUGCUUCUUCCUUUGUUGUCUUCGAUGGUGCGAACAGGAGGAAUCGUUUAAGCUUUAACAGUGAGGGCGUCAGGGCCAAUGUGGCAGAGGGCAGGAGGCUGGACUUCGCUGACGAAAGUGCCAAUAAAGACAAUGCCACAGCACCAGAACCAAAUGAAAGCACAGAGGGCGACGAUGGGGGCUUCGUCCCCCAUCACCAGCACGCUGGCUCCCUCUGCGAGCUUGGGGUCGGGGAGUGCCCCUCAGGGAGCGGCGUGGAGUGCCCCAAGUGUGACACGGUCCUGGGCUCCUCCCGCUCGCUGGGCGGGCACAUGACCAUGAUGCAUUCACGCAACUCGUGCAAGACCCUCAAGUGCCCCAAGUGCAACUGGCACUACAAGUACCAGCAGACGCUGGAGGCACACAUGAAGGAGAAGCACCCGGAGCCCGGCGGCUCGUGCGUCUACUGCAAGAGCGGGCAGCCCCACCCGCGCCUGGCCCGGGGCGAGAGCUACACGUGCGGCUACAAGCCGUUCCGCUGCGAGGUGUGCAACUACUCCACGACGACCAAAGGCAACCUCAGCAUCCACAUGCAGUCCGACAAGCAUCUCAACAACAUGCAGAACCUGCAGAACGGGGGCAGCGAGCAGGUGUUCAGCCACGGCGCCGGGGCCGCCGCCGCCGCGGCCGCCGCCGCCGCCGCCGCCGCCAACAUGGGCAGCUCCUGCGGCGCCCCCUCCCCCACCAAGCCCAAAACCAAGCCCACGUGGCGGUGCGAGGUGUGCGACUACGAGACCAACGUGGCCAGGAACCUCCGCAUUCACAUGACCAGCGAGAAGCACAUGCACAACAUGAUGCUCCUGCAGCAGAACAUGACCCAGAUCCAGCACAACCGCCACCUCGGCCUCGGCAGCCUGCCCUCGCCCGCCGAGGCCGAGCUCUACCAGUACUACCUGGCCCAGAACAUGAACCUGCCCAACCUGAAGAUGGACAACGCCGCGUCCGACGCCCAGUUCAUGAUGAGCGGCUUCCAGCUGGAUCCCACAGGGCCCAUGGCCGCCAUGACGCCUGCUCUAGUGGGCGGUGAGAUCCCCCUAGACAUGCGCCUCGGGGGCGGGCAGCUGGUGUCGGAGGAGCUGAUGAACCUGGGCGAGAGCUUCAUCCAGACCAACGACCCGUCGCUGAAGCUCUUCCAAUGCGCCGUCUGCAACAAGUUCACGACCGACAACCUGGACAUGCUGGGGCUGCACAUGAGCGUGGAGCGCAGCCUCUCGGAGGACGAGUGGAAGGCCGCGAUGGGGGACUCGUACCAGUGCAAGCUCUGCCGCUACAACACGCAGCUCAAGGCCAACUUCCAGCUGCACUGCAAGACGGACAAGCACGUGCAGAAGUACCAGCUGGUGGCCCACAUCAAGGAGGGCGGCAAGGCCAACGAGUGGAGGCUCAAGUGCGUGGCCAUCGGCAACCCCGUGCACCUCAAGUGCAACGCCUGCGACUACUACACCAACAGCCUGGAGAAGCUGCGGCUGCACACGGUCAACUCCCGGCACGAGGCCAGCCUGAAGCUGUACAAGCACCUGCAGCAGCACGAGAGCGGCGUGGAGGGCGAGAGCUGCUACUACCACUGCGUCCUGUGCAACUACUCCACCAAGGCCAAGCUCAACCUCAUCCAGCACGUGCGCUCCAUGAAGCACCAGCGCAGCGAGAGCCUGCGCAAGCUGCAGCGGCUGCAGAAGGGCCUCCCGGAGGAAGACGAAGACCUGGCCCAGAUCUUCACCAUCCGCAGGUGCCCUUCCACUGACCCAGAAGAAGCCGUUGAAGAUGCAGAAGGACCUGGCGAAGCGUCUGCUGACCCGGAGGAGCUGCCCAAAGACCAGGGGAGCAGCAGCGAAGAAGGGCAGAGCAAGCGGCCAGCAUCGUCUGGUCAGGCAGAGAAGGAGCUGACGGACUCCCCUGCAUCCUCCAAACGCACCUCCUUCCCAGGUAGCUCCGAGACUCCGCUCUCUUCGAAGAGGCCGAAGGCGUCGGAGGAGAUCAAACCAGAGCAGAUGUACCAGUGCCCCUACUGCAAGUACAGCAACGCGGAUGUGAACCGCCUGCGGGUGCACGCCAUGACCCAGCACUCCGUGCAGCCCAUGCUCCGCUGCCCCCUGUGCCAAGACAUGCUCAACAACAAGAUCCACCUCCAGCUGCACCUCACCCACCUCCACAGCGUGGCGCCCGACUGCGUGGAGAAGCUCAUCAUGACGGUGACCGCCCCUGAGACCGUGAUGCCCAGCAGCAUGUUUCUCCCCACCGCUGUUCCGGACCGAGAUGGGAAUUCCAAUUUGGAAGAGGCGGGAAAACAGCCUGAAACUUCAGAGGAUCUGGGAAAGAACAUCUUACCGCCCGCAAGCACAGAGCCCAGUGGAGAUUCGAAGCCCUCUUCCGCUGACCCCAGUUGCGUGAGAGAAGACUCAGGCUUCCUGUGCUGGAAGAAAGGGUGCAACCAGGUUUUCAAAACCUCAGCCGCCCUUCAGACCCAUUUCAACGAGGUGCAUGCCAAGAGGCCCCAGCUGCCCGUGUCCGACCGCCACGUGUACAAGUACCGCUGCAAUCAGUGCAGCCUGGCUUUCAAGACCGUUGAAAAGCUGCAGCUCCAUUCCCAGUACCACGUGAUCCGAGCCGCCACCAUGUGCUGCCUGUGCCAGCGCAGUUUCCGGACUUUCCAGGCUCUGAAGAAACACCUGGAGACAAGCCACCUGGAGUUGAGCGAGGCCGACAUCCAGCAGCUUUACGGGGGGCUCCUAGCCAACGGGGACCUCCUGGCAAUGGGGGACCCCACGCUGGCCGAGGACCACACCAUAAUUGUCGAAGAAGACAAGGAGGAAGAGAGUGACCUGGAAGAUAAGCAGAGCCCCACGGGCAGCGACUCCGGGUCGGUGCAGGAAGACUCGGGCUCAGAGCCGAAAAGAGCGCUGCCCUUCAGGAAGGGCCCCAACUUCACCAUGGAGAAGUUUCUCGACCCCUCCCGCCCUUACAAGUGCACCGUCUGCAAGGAAUCCUUCACGCAGAAGAACAUCCUGCUGGUGCACUACAACUCCGUCUCGCACCUGCAUAAGUUAAAGAGAGCCCUCCAGGAGUCGGCCACGGGCCAGCCCGAGCCCACCAGCAGCCCGGACAACAAGCCGUUCAAGUGUAACACCUGCAACGUGGCCUACAGCCAGAGCUCCACCCUGGAGAUCCACAUGAGGUCGGUGCUGCACCAGACCAAGGCCCGGGCAGCCAAGCUGGAAGCCGCGAGCGGCGGCAGCGGCAGCGGCAAUGGGACCGGGAGCGGCGGUAGCGGUGUGUCCCUCAGCUCCUCGACCCCGAGCCCCGUGAGCACCAGCGGCGCCAACACCUUCACCACCACCAACCCGAGCGGUGCCGCCGUGGCCCCGAGCUCCAACUUGCUGAGCCAGGUGCCCACGGAGAGCGUGGUGAUGCCGCCGCUGGGGACCCCCAUCGGCGCCAACCUCGCUUCCCCCGCGGAGCCCAAGGAGGCCAACCGGAAGAAGUUAGCAGAUAUGAUCGCAUCCAGGCAGCAGCAGCAGCAGCAGCAACAGCAGCAGCAGCAGCAGCAGCAAGCGCAGACGCUGGCCCAGGCCCAGGCUCAGGUCCAGGCCCACUUGCAGCAGGAGCUGCAGCAGCAGGCGGCCCUGAUCCAGUCCCAGCUGUUCAACCCCACUCUGCUCCCCCACUUCCCCAUGACCACCGAGACCCUGCUCCAGCUGCAGCAACAGCAGCACCUCCUCUUCCCCUUCUACAUCCCCAGUGCCGAGUUCCAGCUCAACCCCGAGGUGAGCUUGCCGGUGACCAGCGGGGCGCUGACGCUGACGGGGUCGGGCCCCGGCCUGCUGGAGGAUCUCAAGGCCCAGGUCCAGAUCCCACAGCAGAGCCACCAGCAGAUCCUGCAGCAGCAGCAGCAGCAGCAGCCUCAGCUCUCUCUUCCCCAGAGUCACUCAGCCCUCCUCCAGCCGAGCACGCACCCCGAGAAGAAGAACAAACUGGUCGUCAAAGAAAAGGAGAAGGAAGGCCAGCGAGAGCGGGAGGGGCCGGAGGGGCCGGAAGGGACCACGGGACCAAAGGAAUCACUGCCGGAUGCCUUGAAGGCCAAAGAGAAGAAAGAGUUGGCACCGGGGGGUGGUUCUGAGGGCUCCAUGCUGCCUCCGCGCAUCGCUUCGGACGCCCGAGGGAACGCGACCAAGGCCUUGCUGGAGAACUUCGGCUUCGAGCUGGUCAUCCAGUACAACGAGAACAAGCAGAAGGUCCAGAAGAAGAACGGCAGGACGGAGCAGGGCGAGAGCCCGGAGAAGCUGGAGUGCGACUCGUGCGGCAAGCUCUUCUCCAACAUCCUGAUCCUCAAGAGCCACCAGGAACACGUGCACCAGAACUACUUCCCCUUCCAGCAGCUGGAGAGGUUCGCCAAGCGGUACCGGGAGCACUACGACAAGCUGUACCCGCUGAGGCCGCAGACCCCGGAGCCGCCGCCGCCCCCGCCCCCGCCGCCGCCGCCUCCCCCGCCGCGCCCCCCCCAGCCGGCCCCCACGCCGGCCAUCCCCGCCUCGGCCCCGCCCAUCACGUCGCCCACCAUCGCCCCGGCCCAGCCCUCCGUGCCCCUCACCCAGCUCUCCAUGCCCAUGGAGCUGCCCAUCUUCUCGCCGCUCAUGAUGCAGACCCUGCCCCUGCAGACCCUGCCCGCCCAGCUGCCCCCGCAGCUGGGCCCCGUGGAGCCCCUGCCCGCCGACCUGGCGCAGCUGUACCAGCACCAGCUCAACCCGACCCUGCUCCAGCAGCAGAACAAGAGGCCCCGCACCAGGAUCACGGACGACCAGCUCCGCGUGCUGCGCCAGUACUUCGACAUCAACAACUCGCCCAGCGAGGAGCAGAUCAAGGAGAUGGCGGACAAGUCGGGCCUGCCGCAGAAGGUCAUCAAGCACUGGUUCAGGAACACCCUCUUCAAGGAGCGCCAGCGCAACAAGGACUCGCCGUACAACUUCAGCAACCCUCCCAUCACCAGCCUGGAGGAGCUCAAGAUCGACUCCCGGCCGCCGUCGCCGGAGCCGCAGAAGCAGGAGUACUGGGGGAGCAAGAGGUCGUCCAGGACCAGGUUCACCGACUACCAGCUCAGAGUCCUCCAGGACUUCUUCGACGCCAACGCCUACCCGAAGGACGACGAAUUCGAGCAGCUUUCCAACUUGCUGAACCUGCCAACGCGGGUCAUAGUGGUGUGGUUCCAAAACGCCCGGCAGAAGGCCAGGAAAAACUACGAGAACCAGGGCGAGGGCAAGGACGGGGAGCGGCGCGAGCUCACGAACGACAGGUACAUUCGGACGAGCAACCUCAACUACCAGUGCAAAAAGUGCAGCCUCGUGUUCCAGCGUAUCUUCGAUCUCAUCAAACACCAGAAGAAGCUGUGCUACAAGGACGAGGACGAGGAGGGGCAGGACGACAGCCAGAACGAGGACUCCAUGGAUGCCAUGGAGAUCCUCACCCCCACCAGCUCCUCCUGCAGCACCCCCAUGCCCUCCCAGGCCUACAGCACGCCGGCGCCCGCGGCCGCUGCAGCGCCCUCCGCGUUCCUGCAGCUCUCGGCGGAGGCCGACGACCUGGCCGCCUUCAGCUCGAAAGCUGAGGCCGGCAGCGACGAGAAGCCAAAGCAGGCCGACCCCCCCAGCGCGCAGCCGAGCCAGACCCAAGAGAAGCAGGGACAGCCAAAGCCGGAGGCGCCGCAGCCAGAGCAGCCGGAGCCGAAGACCAAGGCGCCGCAGCCCAAGCUCCCCCAGCUGGCCGCCCCCUCCCUGCCGCAGCCGCCUCCGCAGGCGCCCCCUCCGCAGUGCCCCCUCCCCCAGUCGAGCCCCAGCCCUUCCCAGCUCUCCCACCUGCCCCUCAAGCCCCUGCACACGUCCACCCCUCAGCAGCUGGCCAACCUACCUCCUCAGCUGAUCCCCUACCAGUGUGACCAGUGCAAGCUGGCCUUCCCGUCCUUCGAGCACUGGCAGGAGCACCAGCAGCUCCACUUCCUGAGCGCGCAGAACCAGUUCAUCCACCCCCAGUUUCUGGACAGGUCGCUGGAUAUGCCUUUCAUGCUGUUCGACCCCAGCAACCCGCUCCUGGCCAGCCAGCUGCUGUCGGGGGCCAUCCCCCAGAUCCCGGCGAGCUCCGCCACCUCCCCGUCCACGCCCACCUCCACCAUGAACACGCUCAAGAGGAAGCUGGAGGAGAAGGCCAGCGCCAGCCCCGGCGAAAACGACAGCGGGACCGGGGGAGAGGAGCCGCAGAGGGACAAGCGCCUGAGGACCACCAUCACCCCGGAACAGCUGGAGAUCCUCUACCAGAAGUACCUGCUGGACUCCAACCCGACCCGGAAGAUGCUGGACCACAUCGCGCACGAGGUGGGCCUCAAGAAGCGCGUGGUGCAGGUGUGGUUUCAGAACACGCGAGCUCGGGAGAGGAAAGGCCAGUUCCGGGCCGUGGGCCCCGCGCAGGCGCACCGGAGAUGCCCUUUCUGCCGGGCGCUGUUCAAGGCCAAGACGGCCCUCGAGGCGCACAUCCGGUCUCGGCACUGGCACGAAGCCAAGAGGGCCGGCUACAACCUGACGCUGUCCGCCAUGCUCUUGGACUGUGACGGGGGGCUCCAGAUGAAGGGGGACAUCUUCGACGGAACGAGCUUUUCCCACCUGCCCCCGAGCGGGGGUGACGGCCAGAGCGUGCCCCUGUCGCCGGUGAGCAAGACCAUGGAGCUGUCCCCCAGGACCCUCCUCAGCCCUUCCUCCAUCAAGGUGGAGGGGAUCGAAGACUUCGAGAGCCCCUCCAUGUCCUCGGUGAAUCUGAACUUCGACCAGACGAAGCUGGACAACGACGACUGUUCCUCGGUCAACACCGCCAUCACCGACACCACGACGGGGGACGAGGGCAACGCCGAUAACGACAGCGCCACGGGGAUAGCGACCGAAACCAAAUCUUCUGCGCCUAACGAGGGGCUGACCAAAGCAGCCAUGAUGGCCAUGUCCGAGUAUGAAGACCGACUGUCGUCCGGUCUGGUCAGCCCCGCCCCGAGCUUUUACAGCAAGGAGUACGACAAUGAAGGUACAGUGGACUACAGCGAGACCUCAAGCCUCGCAGACCCCUGCUCCCCCAGCCCUGGGGCCAGCGGGUCUGCCGGCAAAUCCGGUGACAGCGGGGAUCGCCCCGGGCAGAAGCGUUUCCGCACCCAGAUGACCAAUCUGCAGCUGAAGGUCCUCAAGUCAUGCUUUAAUGACUAUAGGACACCCACUAUGCUAGAGUGUGAGGUCCUGGGCAAUGACAUCGGACUGCCAAAGAGAGUUGUUCAGGUCUGGUUCCAGAAUGCCCGGGCAAAAGAGAAGAAGUCCAAGUUAAGCAUGGCCAAGCAUUUUGGUAUAAACCAAACGAGUUACGAGGGACCCAAAACAGAGUGCACUUUGUGUGGUGUCAAGUACAGCGCGCGGCUGUCUGUACGUGACCAUAUCUUUUCCCAACAGCAUAUCUCCAAAGUCAAGGACACCAUUGGAAGCCAGCUGGACAAGGAGAAAGAAUAUUUUGACCCAGCCACUGUCCGUCAGUUGAUGGCUCAGCAAGAGCUGGACCGGAUUAAAAAGGCGAACGAGGUCCUUGGACUGGCGGCCCAGCAGCAAGGGAUGUUUGACAACGCGCCCCUCCAGGCCCUUAACCUUCCCACCACGUAUCCCGCGCUCCAGGGCAUUCCUCCCGUGUUGCUCCCCGGCCUCAACAGCCCCUCCCUGCCAGGCUUCACUCCAUCCAACACAGCUUUAACGUCUCCUAAACCGAACCUGAUGGGUCUGCCCAGCACAACAGUUCCUUCCCCUGGCCUCCCCACGUCUGGAUUACCAAAUAAACCGUCCUCGGCCUCGCUGAGUUCCCCGACCCCAGCACAAGCCACCAUGGCGAUGGCCCCUCAGCAACCCCCACAAGCCCAGCAGCCGCAGGUGCAGCAGCCGCAGCCGCCGCCAGCAGCCCAGCCGAUACCCACACCGCAGCUCCCCCUGCAGCAGCCGCGCAAGGACAAAGAUGGCGAGAAAGCAAAGGAGAAGGAGAAGGCGCACAAAGGGAAAGGGGACCCUCUGCCCGUCCCCAAGAAGGAGAAAGGGGAGGCCCCGACAGCGGCCACGGCCACCAUCUCGGCCCCGCUGCCCGCCAUGGAGUACGCGGUGGACCCAGCCCAGCUGCAGGCCCUGCAGGCGGCCCUGACUUCGGACCCCACCACCCUGCUCACGAGCCAGUUCCUCCCCUACUUCGUGCCAGGCUUUUCUCCUUACUAUGCCCCCCAGAUCCCCGGCGCCCUGCAGAGCGGGUACCUGCAGCCCAUGUACGGCAUGGAAGGCCUGUUCCCCUACAGCCCUGCCCUGUCGCAGGCCCUGAUGGGGCUGUCUCCAGGUUCACUGCUGCAGCAGUACCAGCAAUACCAGCAGAGCCUGCAGGAGGCUAUUCAGCAGCAGCAGCAGCAGCAGCAGCGGCAACUACAGCAGCAGCAGCAGCAGCAAAAAGUGCAGCAGCAGCAGCAGCCCAAAGCAAGCCAAACCCCAGUCCCCCCGGGGGCUGCCUCCCCAGACAAAGACCCUGCCAAAGAAUCCCCCAAACCAGAAGAGCAGAAAAACGUCCCCCGCGAGGUGUCCCCCCUCCUGCCGAAACCCCCCGAAGAGCCAGAAGCAGAAAGCAAAAGUGCGGACUCCCUCUGUGACCCCUUCAUUGUCCCAAAGGUGCAGUACAAGUUGGUCUGCCGCAAGUGCCAGGCGGGCUUCGGCGACGAGGAGGCGGCGAGGAGCCACCUGAAGUCCCUCUGCUUCUUCGGCCAGUCUGUGGUGAACCUGCAAGAGAUGGUGCUCCACGUGCCCACCGGCAGCGCUGGCGGCGUUGGCGGCGUUGGCGGCGGCGGCGGCUCGUUCCACUGCCUGGCGUGCGAGAGCGCGCUCUGCGGGGAGGAAGCGCUGAGUCAGCAUCUCGAGUCGGCCUUGCACAAACACAGAACAAUCACGAGAGCAGCAAGAAACGCCAAAGAGCACCCUAGUUUAUUACCUCACUCCGCCUGCUUCCCCGAUCCCAGCACCGCAUCUACCUCGCAGUCUGCCGCUCACUCAAACGACAGCCCCCCUCCCCCGUCGGCCACCCCGUCCUCCUCGUCCGCUUCCCCCCACGCCCCCAGGAAGGCCUGGCCGCCAGUGGGCUCCCGGGCCUCGGCCGCGAAGCCCCCUUCUUUCCCCCCUCUCUCCUCAUCUUCAACGGUUACCUCAAGUUCAUGCAGCACCUCAGGGGUUCAGCCCUCGAUGCCAACAGACGACUAUUCGGAGGAGUCUGACACGGAUCUCAGCCAAAAGUCCGACGGACCGGCGAGCCCGGUGGAGGGUCCCAAAGACCCCAGCUGCCCCAAGGACAGUGGUCUGACCAGUGUAGGAACGGACACCUUCAGAUUGUAAGCUUUGAAGAUGAACAGUUACAAAUGAAUUUAAAUAAAAAAAAAAUUAAUAACAAACCAAUUUCAAAAAAAAAAAUAGACUAACUGCAAUUCCAAAGCUUCUAACCAAAAAAACAAAAAAACAAAAAAACAAAAAACAAAAAAAAGGAAAAAAAAAAGAAAAAGAAAAAGCGUGGGUUGUUUUCCCAUAUACCUAUCUAUGCCGGUGAUUUUACAUUCUUGUCUUUUUUUUUUUUUCUUUUAAUAUAUAAAAAAAAAGAAAGAAAACACAAACCCUCACCCUAUUACAUUGUGCCCUUUUAAAGGUACUAUUGGUCUGGGAACCUGAAGCCCGCAGGGCCUGCCUAUUGUCGUUGGAGCUUACACCCCUUGUAUAUUUGUAUCCCUUUGAGAACUACCCACCUUGAUAGCACAGAGAAGCCCAGCCCGGCAUGCACUGUAUGGGAAAGCACUCCACCUCGUUACCGUUUUCAAUUUCUUGCUAUCUUAGCAUUCAGAUACCAAUGGCUUGCUAAAAGAAAAAAGAAAAAAAAAAAAAAGAAAUGUAAUGUGUUUUUAUUCUCAGGUCAAUCGCUCACACUUUGUUCUGUUUUCAGAAUCAUUGUUUUAUAUGUUUGUUUUGUUUUGUUUUUCUCUUUCGUUCCAGAAAAGUUUUUUGUUUUGUUUUGUUUUGUUUUGUUUUGUUAAUUUAAAAAAAUGGGCAGAAAGUAUUUCAAGAAAAACAAUGUGAACUGCUUUAGCUUUCUGGGGAUUUUUGAGAAUAGCUUUUCUGCUGAAGCCAAUUUCAAGGGGAAAAGUUAAGCACUCCCACUUUCAGAAGAAAGAAAAAAAAAACCCACACACAAGAGUGUUGAGGACUUGUAGCUUAAAAAAAAAAAGAGUUUUAGAAACUGACUUUCUGUAUUUAUGGUAGGUAUGACCAUUUUUGGUGGGUAGAUUGCUGCAUUGGGAACGAGCUGAAGCAGUAGACUUAAACCCUUUGUGCAUUUAGCUUUUGUGUGGUCCAGCAGCAGCUCCUAACUUGAUGUUGUCUUGUUCAUCCCUAGUGGAUAGGUUGCAAUCUGUUGCUUCAUCCAAGCUUCUAUUCCUUGUGUCCCUUAAUUCAACUUUGUCUCUCUUUCCUCCCCCCCCCCCAACUCCCAUCUUCUACUCUCCCAUUUAAAGUGGCUGCCUUCGUUUCUUGGAGGGUGGCUGUAGAAUUAUUUUAUAAAAGCUAAAGAAAGCAUUUCAAGACGAUUCUAGAGAUAAUCAGGAUCCUCACAGAUUAUUUUUGGUUGGGGAGUUGAGACUCUUUGGAAGGCAUUUAAUUCUAGUUACCUAUGUCUGGUAGCCCUGAGCAUUGACUAUUUUACUUAUCCCUCCUUUGCUUUUUAUUUGUGCCCCUUCUCUUCCUCCUCCUCCUCGUUCCUCUCUCUCUUCUCUGUCUCUCUCCUUCCCUCUCCCUCUCCUCUUGAUCUGUGGACACUUCAAAUAUUCUUUUCUUGAACUAAGACAUUCGUUUCAGUCUGUGUAAUUGGGGCUGUGUGCUUUUCUUUCUAAGAUGUUUUUUGGAUAGAGACUUGGUCUUGGUUUUUGUGUUUGUGUCUUUUCUUUCCUCUCUCAGAAAAAGAAAUUUCAUGCUUUAAAAAAAAAAAUCCAAAGACACACCCUUUCACUGCUGAUGCAGAAAAGGGGGAAAGGGUUCUUGUUACUUGAGAAUUUGUUUCUGAUUUAAACAAACAAGACUUAGUUUAAUAAAAGAAAGAAAGAGUAACACAAAAGAGUUCCCAGGUUGUCAGGCGCUUCUUCUGCACUCAGAGAGGCAGUCGUCAAUGACAAUUCCAGAUACCAAAAGACACAUUUUUUUACUUCAAAGUUUUGUCCUUGUGUUAGGCAGUCUGAGCGGCGAGUGAUCCAGAAUGCAGCCAACAAAGCCAGAUAGCAAUGUACAGAGAGAGAGAGAGAGAGAAAAAAGGAAACACGUGCAUGAGGCACUUGUGUUUAUGUUAAUACUCACAUCCCUCCGUCACAACACAAUGCAACACACACCCUUUUUCAUCUUAAAAAAAAAAAAAAGUCCGAACUUUAAAAGGAAAACUUAGUGCUGCUAAAACUUAACUUUUGAAGACACAUAGACGCUUUGCUAUUUCACGUUCACAGCCAAACGCCAACAGACACAAUGUCCCCUGUCCCCAAAGUGUGAGGUCCCUCGCCCCGCCCCCACUCUCUUCCCCAUGUUUCAAAGGGAACUUUGAAGACUGUGAAUCCAGGUUCCGCUGGCCACCUUCCAGGCUUCUCCCCCGAGCCGAAGCCACUCAUCCACUUUGCAAAAGACUGGAGCAUUCCACCAUCUGAAAAUUGUCAUUUUUCUUAUUCUUUUUUUUUUCUUUUUUAGCCGGGACUAUUUUUAUGAAUUUGUUUUUAGUUAAAGAAAGAGUAGAUCCUGAACUGUUGUACAUAUUUCUAACUAGGCUGAUGCACAGUGCAAAUUCCUUUUUUUUUUUUAAUUUUUUUAAAAGUAGAAAUACUAAAAGAAUACCAUCUUAACUAUUCAUAUCAGUAUCCAGUUGUAGCAUAAGGUGUCAAAAACAAGUACGCAAAACACUUAACUGUUUUAAAUAGCUAUUUCCUUUUAACAAGAAUUCUUGUAUUUCUCCCUGUGUUUUGAGAUGAACACUUUUAAAUUUUAAAGUUGUACAGUUUUUUGUUUUCCAUUAUUUUAUCUUGUUUGUAACUCUAUGAAAUAUAUAUAUAUAUUUUUUGCCAUUUAACUGUUGUAUGUUACUGUGUCUGUAUCUAUAGAAAAAAAUGUUUGUUUUGGUUCUCUGUGUGAUACAGUUUAACACUAGCUUUACCUGUCAAAUUCUGCUAGGUCUUCUCUGAAAACUGUUAUUUUUAAAAUGAUAUUGCUUGGUAAUAGUGCAAUUUCUACCCUCCCCAACCCCCCAACCUCAAGUUUCUUUGUAACUCCGCCAGCCCUUGCCCAGUGAUUUUUGUUUGUUCUGUUUCAAGCUACUAUCAUCUUCCAUCUGUGAGGCAGAGUGGAUGUCGGUGUUUCACUGUACCAUGCCUUGACCUGUGGGUGUGUUUGGCAACAGUAAGGCGGGUUGGGGUAGGACUGCUCAGCAUGCUUCUAACCCACCCGUGUUCCCCAAACGAGGUGUGUGACUAUUUCAGCCUGGAGUGGCUUUCCUCUCCUCUCCGGUCGCGCCACCCACAUGUAUGUUCCGUCAAAGAAGAAUCCCUCAGCACCAGCCCAGAAAUAGCAAAGCAGUCAGUGAUGGUGAAGAACGGAGGGCAGACAAGAGCCGGUCACGGCUGUGUGGCCACAAUGUACGUGUCACAGCAGCACGGAGCGCGAGCUUGCUACAGUGCUCAGCUGUUUAAAUGGAUCUCCCUUGGGAGAGUUUACUCCUGUCUGCUGUUGGAAUGGGUGGUUGAGUAGACCAUCUCAACUCACUUUUAAAAUUAGUCUGUAACUCUCAUUGGCACUUCUUUUUUUAGUUGAGGGCAGGAAUUCACCCCCACCCCGCCCCACCCCGUUCCUUCAUGAUGUGGCUCGAUGCUAGACACUAUUUGGCAUACAGCACCAGGAUACCUGUUAGAAUUGGAGUUAUUUCAUGCGUCCUUUCUCCAUCCCUCCCUAAAGAAAUGUAAGAAGGAACACACACGUACAGACACACGCUUACUGCAUCUUGGAAGUUUGUUUUUUUUUUUUUUUAUAAUUAAAAGCUAUUUUAAAAAAGAUGAAUGUGGCCAAAGUUUUACACAAUUGAAAAUAAAGUAAAACAGGCGGCACGUGUUAAAACCUGAGUUUAUCAGGCAUGGCAGGAAGUUGCAGGAGAGAGGCAGUGACCCAAGCCAGUGCACUUGAUGUUCAUGGACAUAUAUUUUUUUUAAAUAAUAAAUUAAAUUAAAACAUUUUAAAUAGAAGCAUAAAAUUGAGUUGGUUGUUUGUUGGCGCUGAGAUACUGCCCACUGUGAAACAAAGCUUUGACUAGUUUUUGUUUUGUUUUGUUUGUUUACUUUCUUCAGGGGGGGAGGGGGGCAAGUUUGGGUAGGAAAGAAAGCAUAAAUGAACGUGACCCUGAGGUAAAGAGGUAUAUGAACAGCCUUUGCAAUGUACAAAAAAACAACAACAAAAAAACCUACAAAAAAAAACAAACAAAAACAAAAAAAAAAAAAAACAACAAAAAAAAUAGAGCAAGUGAAACCAAAAAUGAUGUUCUUGGUGUUUUUUCUAUAAUGUAGUCUUGUUAGCUUUUUUGUUACUGUAAACGACGCUGAUCCCUGAACUGUACCAAAAUACAUGGAGACUAACAGAACCACAAGGAACUCUCAACCUGAAAAAGAAAUUUGUCACAAAAACUUUGUUGUCAUAGUUAAGUUGAUUGUAGAUGGUAAUUGAAUAUUACUCCUUUGAAAAUAUUUCAUCAAGUAUGUUUCCUGCUCAUUGUGAUACAUUAAAAAAAAUAUGAGCAAAAAAA
Molecule: messenger RNA, 15956 nt
Organism: Meriones unguiculatus (Mongolian gerbil)
Lineage: Eukaryota; Metazoa; Chordata; Mammalia; Rodentia; Muridae
Gene: Zfhx3
Product: zinc finger homeobox 3
Biological process (GO): regulation of transcription by RNA polymerase II; brain development; regulation of neuron differentiation
Cellular component (GO): nucleus
Molecular function (GO): RNA polymerase II cis-regulatory region sequence-specific DNA binding; DNA-binding transcription factor activity, RNA polymerase II-specific; zinc ion binding
Source: RefSeq, a predicted model, not a curated record